AUGCCCCGUGGGCAUAAGCAUAAGCGCCAGGCCUCUGGAAAACGCCGCCAAGCUAGACAGGAAGCCCCUGCAUCGGAGCGCUCCAGCGAGGUCCCCAGCGAGGUCAUGGCUCAGGCCACCGCUGCAGUAGCAGCGGCGGCCUCAGUGGAGGCAGUGGCGGCACUAGAUGCUGCGGUGACGGCGACCACCAAAGGAAAGGGCACAGCAGCAGCAGCAGAAGCAAAAGCAGAAGUGGCAGUGGCAGCGGCCAUAGUGGCAGCAGCAGCGGCAGUAGCCGCUGCAGAGGUAGCAGAAGCAGCGACCAUGCCACCUGGGGAAGAAGGUGCUGAGAAUGUGGAAGUGAAGCCCCCUUCUGCGAGGGGCUCCCCGGCUCCUGUCCCGGGUCCUCGACGUGGGAGGGGACCCCGGCGCCGCCGCAACCGUCCAGAGCCGGUACGCGCCCCUGUGCUAGAGAGCUUCCAGAGUGCUCAGCCUUUUUUCCUGGCAUCUCUUGCUCAAGAGCGGCCCAGGGUGGCUUUCCGGAGCCCGGCAGCAGAGAGGUUGGGCCUCUUUCAACUCCCACGGCACUUAACCCCCGACAUCUUAGCCAGUAAGGCCGGGUUGCUGGAGCAGUUCCUGAUGUACAGGUUCAAAUCGAAGCAACUCAUUUUGAAGAGCGACAUGCUGGAACUCAUCGGUCCAGAGUACGAAGAUUACUUCAUGGAUAUACUGAAGAAAGCGUCAGAGCGUAUCGAGGUGGCGUUCGCAGUCAAUGUCAAGGAAGUGGAUCCCAUCAUUCACGCCUAUGAUCUUGUGGGCAAGAUCAAGCUCCCCAACAACGGGAGGCUGCGUGCUGGCAAGGGGCUCCCCAAGACCGGCCUCCUGAUGAAUGUCCUGGGAAUGAUCAUGAUGAAGGGCAACAGAGCCAAGGAGGAGGACAUUUGGAAAUUCCUGAGCAUUAUGAAAAUCUAUCCUGGCAGGAAGCACUCCAUCUUUGGAGAGCCCCGGAAGCUCAUUACCAAAGAUCUGGUGAGACUCAACUAUCUGGAGUAUCGCCAGAUAGCUGGCAGUGAUCCUCCCAGAUACGAGUUCCUCUGGGGCCCCAAAGCUCAUGCUGAAACCACCAGAAAGCAAGUCAUGGAGUUUUUGGCCAAGAUAAAUGAAACAACCACAAGCGCUUUCCUGACCCAGUAUGAAGAAGCUAUGAAAGAAGAACAAGAAAAUUAUGAAGAUGCAGCUGAAGCAGACAACAGUCAAGACCAAGAUCUCCUCAUGCAAAGAAGUACCUGUCCAUCUCUACCGAAGUGA
Messenger RNA from Sorex fumeus (smoky shrew), 1287 nucleotides. RefSeq names its product melanoma-associated antigen B3-like. The transcript has a single exon. Bases 1 to 1287 code for a protein of 428 amino acids. The record is from RefSeq and is a predicted model, not a curated record. Gene Ontology annotation, biological process: negative regulation of transcription by RNA polymerase II. Gene Ontology annotation, cellular component: nucleus. Lineage: Eukaryota; Metazoa; Chordata; Mammalia; Eulipotyphla; Soricidae.